AUGGCGCAGCCGCCUGGGAGGCUGAGUGCUGGCCGCCUGCUCCCUGGUGGCCUCUGCAUGGCAGCCAAGACCCUGUCCUCGAACACGCUCCUGCUGGCACAGGGUCGCCUGCCGCUCCUCUGCUGGGUUUCAGCAUUAAGGCUGCAGGUCCCUGGGGUGAAUCCUGAACUCCCGCCCUCCAUUAAAGCCACACCGCCCGCGACCCACAGCCAGAUGCGGCCGGGGUGUCCCCUGCGCCGCCGCCCAGAGUCCAGCGGCCGGGAGGCGCGUCCGGUCCAUGGAGCAGCCAGGCCCAUCGUCCCUCCAUCCCAUCAUCCCCCCAGCCCAUGGUUCCCCCAGCCCAUCAUCCCCCCAGCCCAUGGUCCCCCCAGCCCAUCGUCCCCCCAGCCCGUGGUCCCCCCAGCCCAUCGUCCCUCCAUCCCAUCAUCCCCCCAGCCCAUGGUUCCCCCAGCCCAUCAUCCCCCCAGCCCAUGGUUCCCCCAGCCCAUCGUCCCUCCAUCCCAUCAUCCCCCCAGCCCAUGGUUCCCCCAGCCCAUCAUCCCCCCAGCCCAUGGUUCCCCCAGCCCAUCGUCCCCCCAGCCCGUGGUUCCCCCAGCCCAUGAUCCCUCCAGCCCAUCAUCCCCCCAGCCCAUCGUCCCUCCAUCCCAUCAUCCCCACAGCCCGUGUUCCUCCCAGCCCAUCGUCCCCCCAACACAUGGUUCCCCCAGCCCAUCAUCCCCCCAGCCCAUGGUUCCCCCAGCCCAUCAUCCCCCCAGCCCAUGGUUCCCCCAGCCCAUGAUCCCUCCAGCCCAUGGUUCCCCCAGCCCAUCAUCCCCCCAGCCCAUGGUUCCCCCAGCCCAUCGUCCCCCCAGCCCGUGGUCCCCCCAGCCCAUGGUCCCCCCAGCCCAUCAUCCCCCCAGCCCGUGGUCCCCCCAGCCCAUCGUCCCCCCAGCCCAUCGUCCCCCCAGCCUGUGGUCCCCCCAGCCCAUUGUCCCCCCAGCCCAUGGUUCCCCCAGCCCAUCGUCCCUCCAGCCCAUGGUCUCCCCAGCCCGUGGUCCCCCCAGCUCGUGGUCCUCGCCUGGGCCUCCUCCCUGCUGGGCCUCCACGGCAGCUCUGGACUCUCAGAACCCCUUUCCCUCGCAGUCAGCCCAGGGUGCCUCCUCCCUGGUCUGGGUUCAGCAAAUGUGUGCUGGGCCCAGGACCUCUCAGAGCCCAUCCUGUGAGGGGCUUGUGGCCCCAGAGACAUCAUCACCCUUGCCGCCCCGCUUGGCUGGCCUCGCCCAGGCCCUGGGGCGCCGGGGCUGUAAGCUGCAGGGAGGUGGAGGCGGUUCUCUGGUCAGGGUGGCGUCUGAGGCCUGUGUGAGCUCACAGGCCGCUGGGACGGAGACGGAGAGCCAGCCUCGGGUCCUCAGGCCCCAGGCCGAGCUGCAGACCCUGGGGACGCUGCCCCCUGCCCCCUAG
Bubalus bubalis (water buffalo) is the source of this 1440-nucleotide messenger RNA. RefSeq names its product proline-rich extensin-like protein EPR1. NCBI's taxonomy places the organism in Eukaryota, Metazoa, Chordata, Mammalia, Artiodactyla, Bovidae. The transcript has 6 exons. The coding region runs from base 1 to 1440 and encodes 479 amino acids. The record is from RefSeq and is a predicted model, not a curated record.